Molecule: messenger RNA, 2869 nt
Organism: Morone saxatilis (striped sea-bass)
Lineage: Eukaryota; Metazoa; Chordata; Actinopteri; Moronidae
Gene: fam234b
Product: family with sequence similarity 234 member B
Exons: 13
Coding region: 72-2135 (687 amino acids)
Source: RefSeq, a predicted model, not a curated record
UCCAACCUGCUGUGUCGGUGUCUUCGCGCUGUUCAUCAAAGCUGCCUCACGUCGCUGUGAACGGAGGAGAAAUGGCUGCAGCUCUGUCCCGUGCCCUCAAACUACCCGGGAAGAAGGGCUCGGGGCUCGGGGAGUACGACCCUCUCACCCAAGCAGACAGCGAGGACGAGAGUGAAGAGGAUGACCUCGUGCUCAACUACCCCCGGAACGGCCUCGGCAGGGACAACUGCCUCGGCACGGGCUCCUCGAAGCAUGGCAGAUCCGGAAGGCUUGUGGGGGCCGACGACGAGGCGCAGGAGGACGAGGAGGAAGAGGAGGACGAAUGGAGGGAACGACUCCCCAGCAAAUCCAGGCAGGACAGGGAUGACGUGAAAGGCAUGCAGUACUGGAGCCAAAGGGACUCAGGCAGGGACAGGGCAGGGGAGGACAGAGGGGGGCCUGGGCCACUGGGGGUUGCUGGGCUGGGGGUUCAUAGUACUGAUGCAGAAGAAAAGAGGAUGAGGAUGAAGAACGCUGUCCGGAGUGCGUUUUUCCUGGUGCCUCUGGUCUGUGCCACAUUGCUCGUGCUGCUUUGUGCAUUUCUGAUUCCAUGCCAGAAGGGAGAGCUGGAGAAGAGGCUGCAGUGGGAGCGAGCACUGGGAGAUGCUGGAGGUGUCACUCCGCCAGCGCUGGCGUUGUGGGAUGUUGAUGGUGAUUCAGUGGAGGAUGUGUUUCUGGGCGUCACUGAAUGGACCAAUGACAGCCAUCCCACACAAGGGAACAAAAUUUACAGUGCGGUGGCCCUGUCUGCAGUCAGCGGUCAGGUGCUGUGGAGGAAAGUCAUGCGGGAGUCUGUGAUGUGCAUCCAAUGUGGUCUGCAGUACAACGCGCAGCCGUCAACUGUGGUCCUCCUCAUCAGCAAAUCCGUCGUCAUGGCAGUCAAUGGAACCACAGGGAAGAACCUGUGGUCAGUUCCGCUUAGGAACAUCGAAUCCCAGGCGGUACUACUUCCAGACCUCCAGGGAGACUCAGUCCCAGAUCUCCUGAUAGCCACCCUGCCUGCAGAUGAGGCCUUGGAUCUCUCCCUGACCUUGAUGUGUGGGCGGUCGGGGAUGAAGCUCGGACAUCCCGUGCCUUUCAACCUCACCGGACAAGGAAAGCUGAUUGGUCCUUUGCUGCAUGAGACACAACAAGGGGCCUAUUACAUCCUCUUUGGGUUAGGUAAUGUAGAGGCCAUCUCUCUGCGGGACAUUUACGUUCGUGCCACCGGCAAAAUGCCCGCAACUCAGGCACUACAAAGGAAGGAUCCAGGGUGGGAGGGGCUCAAGAAAACCAAUUCCUCCUCCUUCAUACACAUUUACAGAGGAUCUGAGCGCGUGGAGUUCCUGCUCCCUCUUGUGGCUGGAUUUGGCAACAACCACAACAGUCUGGACACUGUUUCGAACCUCAACUCCACCAAAAGAGACUGGGUGCUGGUGUACGGCUCCAGCAAACUGUCAGUGCUCAGGCAGACGGACACACAUAAAGAAUGGACCUUCAGCUCGGCUCCCAUUCACAGUCAACCAGCCCCAGGACAUUUCAACGAUGAUGGAAUUCUUGAUCUUUUCAUUCAGCAUUCAGCAAACGGCAUCAUGCAGGCACAGGUUGUCGAUGGGGCAAAUGGGCAUCUUCUCUGGACGGCAGAGUUUGUGUGCCCUCGUCUUGUUUUGGAAACUUCAGCAAUCUCCACCUCAACUGGCCAAUCAGCUUUCCUCUUCUGGGCCAGCGAACCAAUCAAAGCACAGAAGAAUGUCACCAAGACAACUGUGGCACCAGGUGUUGCUGCAGCGGAGCCGCUCAUUAGAAAACUUUUCCUGUUGCACCCUGCAUAUCCCACAAUCCUGCUGGAGCUCACCAGUACCACAGACACCGCAGUCACCUCUGCAGUGAGUUACCAGGAGCGCCAGAAAGACGCCACCUACAUCACCGUAUCCUCCCGACCCACACCCGAUUCAGAGCCCGGCGCUCGGAUAGUCAAGAGCAUGAGCCUCAAAGCCGCUAUCACCAAAGGACAGAUUGUCAGGCUUGGGGAGAGCAACAAGACCGGGGAACCUCUUAAACCUGCAGUGUUUGAGGUCAACAAGUUCUUCAGGCGUUUGUCCUUUAAACACAUGUGAUGGGCCACCACCGCUACCACGCUCUGCCUCACAGGGAGCGGUGCCACUAAAAGGACUGAGGAUGAAAGGGACAGAAGUCGUGGCCAGCUCUGCACUACGGAGACCCUGAGGAGACGCAUCUUGUUUGGUUCACUAAGCUAUUUCUUUUCUGUAAAAAGAUUAUUUGUAAGUAGAGAUUUUGUUUGUAUUGUUAUGUUUGUACAUUGAACAUUUACUUAUUUAAAUUAUUUAACUCGCAUUCAGGACAGUCUUUAAUAUUUCAUUUGAGUGUUUAUGAUUGUUUGGAAUUGAUGGCAGAAGACUAACUUUAUACGGUAGUUUAUUACUGACAGUGAAGCACAAAAACGCUGAUGAAAGAGCAUGUAAAUGUGUUUACAGUAUGCAUCACUCAUAUAACUCUUCCCAGGUCAGUAUAUCCAUGUGGUGUCAUCCCCCAGUUUUCGUCAUGAAGCGACUAACCGUGUUUUUUCUGCUCAUCACCGAGGUCAACGGUGUAGAGUUUUACACAAGUAAAAGUGUGUACAUAUUUAAUGCUGUACAGUAUUUAUUGAUUUGCUUUAACAUUGAUUUUAUUUUUUAUUUUCUUUGUCUGAUUUUUUUCUAUGGUCAUAUAAUAAAUCUUUUUUUCUGAGAAUAUGUGGCUGCUAAAGAUCAUGGCAUUUAAAUGUAAGCUGAAACUGAAACAAGAGAACAAAUGAAAAUCAGUUUUUACUGCUGCAUCAUGUAUCGUGUGU